This is a messenger RNA of Pocillopora meandrina, 9295 nucleotides long. The record is from the annotation of a GenBank genome assembly. Lineage: Eukaryota; Metazoa; Cnidaria; Anthozoa; Scleractinia; Pocilloporidae.
AUGACCAGUCUUCAAGAAGUUACAGGAAUCAAUUUUGAGAUCGUCCUCGAGAAUUUUCAACAGGACUUCAAGGAGAUUGUGAUAAAUCAGAAAAAUGAGGUUAGAAAUGUUCCACGUCCGAUUUCGAAAUAUUUCCGUAGAUUUAAUCUCUUGCUGCGGCAUAAGAGCUUGGAUUAUCCAAAAUCUUGAUUUUCUGUCAUGUGUAAAGAAGUACGGCAUUAUCUUUUGCACAGAAAUCGGGGUCAAAUACUGCACGGGUGGCGAAGGGCAAAUAAUGUUAGGCAAUGUUGACUCUCAGGAUAAGAAUUGCUUAUUAAAUGUCCAUUUUGUUUCGAAACUCAGCAGCUCAGAUAUGGAGCAAUUUUUAAUUGUCUCUCAAGACAGAAUGAUCGUCUUUUCGCGUGGAAAUUAGACUUAUUAAUCUUGUUCUCGAAAUGCCAAGAACCAAGUUUCUUUAGUGGGUGUGGUUGAGUUUGCUUACUACGAACAAUUUCAUCUGCCAUUUUUACGCAAUAGUAUUCCGCUCUAUUUGAGGAAUAGUUUCUCGUUGCUGAUUCUUCCGAUAAUGGAAAAAACUUUACUGAUAUUUAAACAGUGUACCUUUGUUAAAGAACCAAUAUUUUUGUACAAAUUAGCAAUCUUUGAUAUGUUGCUCGGAUUUGUUCAGCCUUUCUUGUGCAAUAUUCAAAAGUUUCAGAAACUUAAGUUUGUCCGGCCAGAGCGUUGCUUGUGAAUUCAAAGAUGAGUGCGCUUGAAAUAUCGAGAAACAAGACUGUCAAUGCUUAUCGUUUCUUUAAAACAAUUAUCAAGAGUUCGUUACUUAAUUUUUGUUUUUAAAUGCAAAUAAUUAGGUUCGUGUGUUUGUUUGGAAGUUGCUCUCUCAGAGUCCUGAAAAGGGGAUAAAGUUAUAGCUUUUGCAACGUUGCUUGAACGAACUUUGAAUAACAUUGUUUUUAGUCUAAGAAGUCUACGUGUUUCAAUAACCGAUGCAUAUUUACGGGGGCACCAAAAUUACGUCCUAAAUGUAGAUUGAGUUUGAUGCAAAAUAUGCGAAAUCUAGCUUAAAAGUGUUAAAAUAAAUCGAAUACGCUGGCGCUGUCGUGGAUGUUUGACAAAUAAGUUAAAAGAGGUCCCCAGUAAACAUCCUUCAAAUUGACUUUCAAUUUGUCGGUUAGUCUCUCACAAAUCACUCAUUGAUGAAUUGUUUUAUCUAAAGGAAUGAGCGAUAUGAGCCUCUACCUCCAAACAAACUCAUUUCGAUUUUUUGUGGUAAUGGAGAGGCAGAACUUGCCUUACUGCAACCAAGUUACACCAUUCGCAUACGGAUAUUUGAAUCCUGGUAAACCUAGGCAAGAUUGACUCUCUUAUAUAACUCUUGUACAAAACCAUCGAAGAAUGAAACAAAAAAGGUAUAAUUAUGUACUCCAGGAAGAUUUGCAUACCAAUUCAUAUCGAGUGAAUUGACGAAGUCAUUAUAGUUCUUUCUGUGAUCACCUCGUAUUUGAGAAAUUUACUAUGGAAGCGUCAUCCUGGAAAUCUAAAAUUACCCAAUUUCAGUUUUUUUUCCCGAUGAAAUCUUUCAAAACUUUAAAAACGUUUUCCAAAAGGGGUUGUUGGCGUCUUUUGUUGUUGCUACUGAAUUAAAUUGCGCGCAUAUAAUUACACCAAUCACACCACUAGUGAACAGCAAAUUAGAUGCGGGAGAGAGAAACGUGAUGUAAAAACGGAUGACAUGUAGAAAUUUAGAUAAUGUGUGUAACGAAUUUUUCGGGAGAGAAGGCAGAAGCUAAGGAAAAGGAUAAUUUAGUGGAAUAGUUUAGUAUAAAUUUAGUUUUAAUUUUUUCUGAACGUCUCUUUUGUGUUGGGUAACAAAGGCUUUAAAUUUGAUAUUGGAUGUUAAAUUUGAUAUUGGAUGUAAAUAAAUUUAUCCAACCGCAGAGCAAAAGCUAAGAUUUUAUAUAACCAUGCCACCAUAUUAAAUACAAGGAAUGUAUAAUUAUUAGCUUAAUCAUUACCGAAUUUAAAUGAAGAAUUCCUCUUUAUCAUUAUGCUUGCAGAACAACAUCUUUCGGAAAUAUCUAUCUGCCUUUUAGGUUUAACUUGUUUUAACACUGCGCUCAAAUAAAGCACAGAAUGGUUAGAAUAGCAAAAAAUUUUCACAAGAGGCAAAGAGAUGGACAGUUUGGUACACCUCUCGUUCAAACAAACAAUUGUUUUAAAAUCCAUCAGAAAGAAAAUCGAUGAACAUAGACUUUUAUGUCGGAGUUAAUUUCCGAGGCAACGAUAUAUGAUAACAAAAUCUGUUACACUUUUAGGAUUUAUAUCUGUUUUGGAAAAUCUUCCAUAAUUUUGUGUUCAUACAAGCAUCCAAAACCGGUCUAUUCUGUCACUAUGUAGCUUUUCAGCUCAGGUCACCUGAUUAGAACUGUUGAAGUGAAAAAGCUUCAAUCUGUCUUCGAUAGUUUCUCAGAGCGUAGUGAGUUUAAAUUCAGGUUUAAAUACGGUUUAACUUUAUUUUAGGAAUUGAAAACUGACACAUUUCAUUUGUUUUAUUUCCAAGGAAUAUUUGUCUACGUUGGAGAAAAAUGACAUCAUUCAGGAAUUCGUUUCUCUUAAUGAAAAAAUCAACCAAUUGAACGAAAGCUUUAACUGUGUUCAUCUGGAAAAAGGUAAGAUAGAUGAAGCUUUUGCAAGUUUAAGACACAACCACGAAAGCCCAGGAUUUAAUGGCGAUAGAUUUGACAACCUUGAUUUGGCCACCCAGAGGAUCUCAGAACUUCAAGAGGAGGUUAAACGAUUGAAAGCCGAAGAUAAAGGAACAUCUCUCAGUCAGUUUUCCUCAAUGGAGACUGCUCUCAAGCGAAGCCAAGAAAGAGAAAAUGAGUUGCAACACGAAGUGGUGAAUGCCGAGAAGAAGAUCUCCAGCUUGGAAUACCAAUUGAAGACAACAAAAGAAAAGUUGGAUACCGCUGAACUGUCCAUCAGGGAUACUGAGAAACAGGUUCUUACCCUGAAGGAGGAGCUCAUGUUGUUCACGAAGAAAGAAGCAGAGAUGGCGGGAAACAACAAGCAAAGUGAACUCCUGCAAAAAGAAGUCAGAGAUCUCAAGGCGAGUAUCAGCGUAUAUCGUCAAGAGAUUUCAGAGAAGGAUGCUGAUAUCAAGAGACUUCAGGCAACCACAGCAGACAAGCAAGCCAUCAUGGAGGGGUACGUUGCCGAGAUUACCAGGAUGAAAGAUGCAGCAAAAACUGCUUCCUCACCAAGCCGAGAGUACGAGUCCUUUAAGCUUAAAUUUGAUGACGUUUGCAAAGAAAGGGAUUCCUUGCAGCGUGAAGUUGCCCGGUUGGUUGCGAAAAAACAGAAUGAAGUCUCCAUUCAGCUGGAAAGUCAGACUGUGGGCUACCGCAAGCAACUCCGUGACAACGAACUAACAAUUGAACGCCUGCGCAGUGAGAGCCUAAACUUAAAGUCUGAGAACGAGGCGCUGAGGGAAAGGGCUGUAUCAUCAGUUUCUCAGGUUGCAGGGAGGGAAUACGACUCACUUCAACGACGUUACGACAGCCUUUGGUCAGAGAAAGAGGUCCUACGAAAGGAAUUGGACGAGAUUAAGACCAGGGAUCGCAGUUCUUUCGUCAGCAUGGAAAACUACCGACAAGAAAUCAGGGAGAAAGAGAUCGCCGUAGACAGGCUCCGUUCCGAGAACAUCACUUUACAGGCCCAAAUCGAGGCUCUGAAGAGGGAGGCAGCUGACAUCAGCAGCAGCUCUUCAUACACCAUGAGGGUGCAGUCUAGUUCGGUUCAGCUGGAUAGCAAUGAAGAAUUCUACCGACAGGAGAUCAGAGAUAGAGAUUCUGUGAUUGAUCGUCUGAAGUCCGACACAAUGACCCUCCAAACUGAAAUUGAUGGGCUCAAGCGGGACAUGAGCGCUUGUUUCAGUAGGACCGAGUUCGAAGCUUUGAAAAUGAAGCAUGAUGAGAUAGUGAGAGAAAGAGAUAGUCUCCGUGAGCAGCUGAUGGAGGCCAGAUCAACCAGCGAAAGGGACGUGUCCAUUCACUUUGAAAGCCGGCUGGAAGGCUACCAGCAGGAUGUGAGAGAGAGGGAGGCCUUGAUUGACAGGCUACGCUCAGAGGAUCUAGUGACCAAGAGCGAGUUAGAAAUGCUCAAGAGAGAGGUUAGUGGAAAGUCCUCUGUAUCUGAUGGAUACCUGGGUGAAAUUGAACGCCUCCGCCAAGAUAUCGUGACCCUGAAGACCAGCAGUAGCGACUACGAGGCUCUAAAGAGAACCUAUGACGAGGUUUGCAAGGAGAGGGACUUUGUUCGAAAUCAGCUGAUGGAGUAUAAAUCUCAAAGUGAAAACGAGAUCACUACUCAUCUGGAAAGCUAUAUGGUAGCUUACAAACAGGAUGUCAGAGAGAAAGAGGUUGCCAUCGACAGGAUGCGUUCUGAGAAUACAACCCUAAGGGCCGAGUUGGAAGGACUGAAGAGAGAAAUGUCAACCUUUUACAAGAGGAAUGAGUACGAGUCGUUAAAGUUGCAAUUCGAUGAGAUGUGGAAAGAAAGGGAUGCCCUACGCGAAGAGCUGAUAGUUUUCAAGUCCAAGGCUGAGCGCGAUGUCUUGAUCCAGGUGGAAAACAAGACUGUCAUAUUCCAGAGAGAGAUCAGAGAGAAGGAAAUGGAAUGUGCUAAGCUUCGAUCUGAAAUGAUGUCAAUCCAGAUGAAUUUGGAUGUGUUUAAGCGAGAAGUGGAGAGCAAACAACACUUGAUCGAUGGUUACCUGGCAGAAAUUGAACGAUAUAAAGGCGACAUUAUUACAAUCAAGUCCACCACAGUCUCGAGCUCGGAAUACGAUUCGUUGAGGAGGAUGUACGAUGACAUACUGAAAGAAAGAGAUGCCCUGCGACUGGAGUUCAUUGAAUUCAAAUCAAACAGCGAGCGAGAAAUGUCUCUAAAGGUGGAUAGUCAGAUUAAGAUAUACCGAGAAGAGAUCAGAGAGAAAGAAAUCAUGAUCAGUAACUUCCGUUCUGAAAGUAUGAAGUUCCAAUCAGAGCUUGAGACGUACAAGAGGGAGGCAGACAGUAAACAGUUCAUGAUAGAAGGAUACUUGACAGAGAUUGAUCGUCUGAAGACCGAGAUCAGUGCGAUGAACAAGCGAAUUGUAGAAUUCGAGUCCAUAAAGCGAUCUUACGAAGAUGUCUGCAGAGAGCGAGAUUACAUCCAGAGGCAGUUCGAAGAUUUCAAGUCUAGGAACGAGCAAGAUAAGGCCCUUCAAAUUCAGAUCCAGACUGAUGGUUUUCGGCAAGAAAUUAAAGAGAAGGAGAUGGCCAUAGAGAGAUUCUCGGUGCAGAACAGACUUCUCAUAGAGGAAGUCGACGGAUUGAAGAGGGAACGCACUACUUUGUUUAGCAAGACAGAAUAUGAUUCUUUAAGGCAACAAUAUGAAGAAAUGUGGAAGGAAAGAGAUAUUCUGCGUGGACAGAUUUCCGAGAUAAAGUCUAAGAGCGAAAGAGAUCUUAUCGUCCAAGUAGAAAGCCGCACCGAAACCUACCGAACAGAAAUACGUGAGAAAGAAACAAUUAUCAGUCGCCUGCAGUCUGAAAACCUCAAGUACCAAACCGAAAUUGAUGGCUUGAAGAGGCAGCUUGGCAAUCAAGAGGCUUAUUUGGUGGAAAUUGAUCGCUUAAAGAUGGAAGUGAAUACGUUGAGGUUUCCAGACAUUCGUGGCAGCGCAGAGUACAUCUCCCUACAGCGAUCAUACGAAGAGAUCUGUAAGGAAAGAGAUGGACUUCGGGGCCAAGUGGUGGACAUCAGAAUAAAGGGAGAACAAGAACUUGAAGGCCAGGUAAAAAUCUAUCGUGAAGAGAUAAGAGAGAAAGAGAUUGCAAUUGACAGACUUCGAUCCGAGUGCAUGGCAUUCAAGGCGGACAUUGAGGGUUUGAAGAGAAGCCUUGGCAAUCAAGAGGCCUAUCUAGUUGAAAUUGAAAGCUUGAAGAAAGAAGUGAACACUUUGAGGUUUCCAGACAUUCGUGGCAGCGCAGAGUACAUCUCCCUACAGCGAUCAUACGAAGAGAUCUGUAAGGAAAGAGAUGGGCUUCGAGGCCAAGUAGUGGACAUCAGAGUAAAGGGAGAACAAGAGCUGGAAGGCCAGGUUAAAAUCUAUCGCGAAGAAAUCAGAGAGAAAGAGAUUGUAAUAGACAGACUUCGAUCUGAGUGCAUGGCAUUCAAAGCGGAAAUUGAGGGUUUGAAGAGAAGCCUUGGCAAUCAAGAGGCUUAUUUGGUUGAAAUUGAAAGCUUGAAGAAAGAAGUGAACACAUUGCGAUUCCCAGACAUCCGUGGUAGUGCAGAGUACAUCUCGUUACAGAGAUCAUAUGAAGAGGUGUGCAAAGAGAGAGAUGGGAUACGAGGCCAAGUUAUAGACAUCAGGAUGAAAGGAGAACAGGAACUUGAAAGCCAGAUGAAGAUCUACCGCGAAGAAAUAAGAGAGAAAGAGGUAAUGAUUGAAAAAUUACGUGUAGAGAACAUGUCAUUCAGAGCCGAAGUCGAAGGAUUGAAGAGAGACCUCGGCAGCCAAGAGGCUUACCUAGUGGAAAUUGAUCGCCUGAAGAAAGAGGUGAACACACUACGUUUUCCUGACAUUCGUGGUAGUGCAGAGUACAUUUCGUUGCAGAAAACAUACGAGGAAGUCUGCAAAGAGCGUGAUGGACUAAGAAGUCAGGUUAUUGACAUAAGGUUGAAAGGAGAGCAAGACCUCGACAACCAAGUGAAGAUAUAUCGUGAGGAGAUCAGGGAGAAAGAAAUCGCGAUGGAAAAAAUACGCGUUGAAAGCUAUUCAUUCAAGGCCGAAAUUGAUGGACUAAAGAGAGAUCUCGGUAACCAAGAAGCGUACUUGGCUGAGAUCGAGCGCCUGAAGAAGGAGGUCAAUAUCUUGCGAUUCCCAGACAUCCGUGGAAGCGCAGAAUACAUUUCUCUACAGAGGUCGUACGAAGAGGUUUGUCAGGAGCGUGACGGUUUGAGAGGUCAAGUUAUAGACAUAAGGAUGAAGGGAGAGCAGGAAUUUGAAGAAAAAGUGAAGAUCUACCGCGAGGAAAUCAGAGAGAAAGAGGUAGCAUUUGAAAAAAUCCGCAUGGAGAACAUAACAUUCAAGGCCGAAAUUGAAGGAUUGAGAAGAGAUCUCGGAAACCAAGAGGCUUACUUGAUUGAGAUUGAUCACCUAAAGAAGGAAGUCAAUACCUUACGAUUUCCAGAUAUCCGUGGUAGUGCAGAGUACAUCUCCUUGCAGAAGUCGUAUGAAGAGGUUUGCAAGGAGCGUGAUGGAUUGAGGGGUCAAAUUAUAGACAUAAGGAUGAAGGGAGAGCAGGAAUUUGAAGGAAAAGUGAAGAUCUAUCGAGAGGAAAUCAGAGAAAAAGAAGUGGCAUUUGAAAAAAUCCGAAUGGAGAACUUGACAUUCAAGGCCGAAAUUGAUGGACUUAAGAGAGAUCUCGGUAACCAAGAAGCGUACUUGGCUGAGAUCGAGCGCCUGAAGAAGGAGGUCAAUAUCUUGCGAUUCCCAGAUAUCCGUGGCAGUGCAGAGUAUAUAUCCUUGCAGAAGACGUACGAGGAAGUUUGCAGAGAGCGUGAUGCACUCAGAGGACAAGUGAUUGAUAUUAAGAUGAAGGGAGAACAGGAAAUUGACAACCAAGUAAAGAUCUACCGAGAAGAGAUAAGAGAGAAAGAAGUAGCAAUGGAGAAAAUGCGUGUAGAGAGCUACUCAUUCAAGAGCGAAAUUGAAAGUUUGAAGAGAGAUCUUGGAAAUCAAGAAGCCUAUCUGAUUGAAAUAGAUCGUUUGAAGAAAGAAGUAAACACACUGAGGUUUCCCGACAUCCGCGGUAGCGCAGAGUACAUCUCUUUGCAACGAACAUACGAAGAAGUUUGUAAAGAGCGUGAUGGCCUUAGAGGACAAGUAAUUGAUAUAAAAAUAAAGGGAGAACAAGACAUUGAAAGUCAAGUGAAGAUCUACCGUGAGGAAAUGAAAGAGAAGGAGGUAGCCAUGAACAACUUCCGCUCAGAGGUUAUGACACUGAGAGCAGAAAUUGAAGGAUUAAAGAGGGAGCUGGCCACCACGAAGCAGCGAAGCGAGAUGGAAGUGGAACGUGUGAGGAAGGAAUCGAUGGUAAUUAGCCCCUCAGUCCUUCGUAGUAGCGCCGAGUUUGUGUCUCUGCAACAUUCAUUCGACGCUGCUUGCCAAGAGAGAGACAGUCUUCGCCAGCAGAUUAUUGAGCUCAGGUCAAAGAACGAGCGAGAAGUGGCAAUCCAUAUCGACAAUCAAGUACGAGUGUACCGAGACGAGAUUAAGGAGAAAGAGGCUGCAUUGGGGUUAUUGCGUUCUGAGGCAAUCUCCAUGCGCUCUGAAAUUGAGUCGCUCAAACGUGAGCUGCGCAUCGCAAAGGAUACUCCAGCUCAAAAUCCGAAGGUUGAACAAGAGCUGUUUAACUUGAAAGCAAAAUAUUCAAAGCUUCAAGAAGAGUAUGACAUAUUGGUGCUUGCAAAGAGCAAACUGGAAGAGGAGAUGGUGAUCAAGAUCAACAGUGGAAUGGCCGACAAGCAAGAAUACAUCUACAAGCUUGAGAAGGACAACAGGGAGUUGAAGUCUUCCAAUGAGUAUUACGAGAAGACCGUGGAAGAGAAGAAUGCUGCUAUCAGUGAUAUGCGCCUGAAGAUUGCAAGCUUGCAGAAGAAGAUCGAAAACUUAAAAAAAGACGUAUUUGUCGCCGAUGAAGCCUAUGAAAAAGCAGAGCUCCGACUGAAGGAAGUUUUGAAGUCAGAGUACAAGCCAGUGACGACCUACGAGGUGCGUCGCUACAGAACUACUUCAACAGCCGACUCCCCGACUUUCAGCAGUUCAACGUCAACUUACACGGUAAAGAAGACGUCCACUGAUACUAAUGGUCUAGAAUUCAGUGCCACCUCUACGCCAAUGAAAUCCGCCGUAGAGGGAGAACGCAGCGAAGUUAUUCGCAAGAGUGCUGUCGUCUCAUCAGCUCCGCUUGACAGUGACCUGGCAAGGGCUGAAGGAAACUUUAACAACAGUGAGGAUGUCGCCGCAACCUCAAAGACGAUUCUGAUCACAAAUGUCGCCGACGGAGAUUCUGCUGAGGUUGGAAGUGCCGGGUCUGCCAAAUCGACCGUAUACCGUUCUUCGUACUCCAGUCAACCAUCCGUGUACAGAACCAGCGGCACCACUUACCGCACUACUACAGGGCGUACCUCUGUCACAGGAGGGUCGGGCUAUAGCCGUACAUCGUACCCUACCGGACGUAAG